Gaeumannomyces tritici R3-111a-1 is the source of this 381-nucleotide messenger RNA. RefSeq lists its product as hypothetical. Lineage: Eukaryota; Fungi; Ascomycota; Sordariomycetes; Magnaporthales; Magnaporthaceae. The transcript has a single exon. Bases 1 to 381 code for a protein of 126 amino acids. The record is from RefSeq and is a predicted model, not a curated record.
AUGCACAUUAUCCCGGCGCUCAAGGAGAACAACAGCCUCAACAGCCCCAACAAGAGAGAGGGUGGUGGGCUCGACACGCACCGCAUGAGCGGGAGAUGCAAACGGCCAUCAUUCCUGCAGCCAGGGACCCGUCCUGGUGGUGGGGUGAGGGGAGAGACUGCCCACCAUGUCCACCCACUGACUCUUGAGAGCUCACAGCUCGAGCUGCUGCCAUCGGCUGCCAUUGGAGCUGACCGCCAGAUGGAGCCCCUGAUUCGAUGGUACCUGGAUUGGGCACUAGGCGCAAGCUCUGAACAGGGGAUGCCGUGUCAGAGGCGGCGCCAUUGGCCAGGCCCCCCCGCUGGGCUGGGGUGGUUAGGCGGUGACAGCUGGCUGGGCUGA